This is a messenger RNA of Camponotus floridanus (Florida carpenter ant), 2083 nucleotides long. Its product is annotated as ATPase WRNIP1. The record is from RefSeq and is a predicted model, not a curated record. Lineage: Eukaryota; Metazoa; Arthropoda; Insecta; Hymenoptera; Formicidae. The coding region runs from base 404 to 2068 and encodes 554 amino acids. The transcript has 6 exons. Gene Ontology annotation, cellular component: nucleus. Gene Ontology annotation, biological process: regulation of DNA repair; DNA-templated DNA replication. Gene Ontology annotation, molecular function: enzyme activator activity; ATP binding; DNA binding.
GUUUCGCAACAGGAUUGUGUGUAUGACACACGUUUUAGCCUUGUAAUUUUUUCCAUCAUUGAUACUUUAAUCGUUUUUGAUGUAUGCAUUCUCCUCUCUGUCAUUGCUCGUCCUCUCGUCCUAAUUAACAUUCUUGUAAUUAUUAUGUAUAUAUGUGUACAUUAAAAUUUAUAACACAAUCGAGCCAUUCGCUGUCAUGUGAUUUGAUAUGUGUACACGCUACACAGAAUACACGUGACAAUACAUUCACGUGAUGAAAAUCAAGAAGUUGCAUAAUUUUCCGUUUUCCGUUAUUCUGUUAAGCGGAAUUUGCAGUGAGAUUUUUGAUAUUUUGCACACAAUGUUCAUGGAUAAUUUCUAAACAAAGGAAAGAAGUCAGAAUUUUGUUAUUAUUAAUAUAAAUAUGAAUACCGAUAAAAUAUCAUGUCCAAUAUGUGGCAAGGAAUUUGCUUCCUCUGUUAUUGAGUCUCAUGCUAACAAGUGUUUAUUCUUUAAUGAAUCUGUAAAAGAUGAAGGCACGACUUUGUUUAAAGAUUCAAGUCCUAUAAACAAAACAAGCAAUUUAAAAUCAACAAAUGUGAAAAAAGCAAACCAAGUGGCUGUAAAGAGAAAAAAUUCUUUGGAUCAGUUUUCUUCUCAAAAUUUCCAAAAGGAUGAAGGGGAUGUUAAAGAUGACAUGCUACAAAGAAGUAUAAACAAUGAGUGCAAGAAAUUGCGCAAAAAUGAACGUAUACCUCUUGCAGAACAGAUGAGACCUAUAUCGUUACUGAAUUUUGUGGGUCAGAAACAUAUUCUUGGACCACGUACUAUGUUGUCAGAGCUCUUGCAAAAGAAGGAGAUACCUAAUAUGAUUCUCUGGGGCCCACCUGGAUGUGGCAAGACAUCCUUAGCUAAUGUUAUCGCGCACAUGUGCAAAAACGACACGAGUCGUAAACUCCGAUAUGUUAAACUCUCUGCGGCGAUGGCUGGUGUCCAAGAGGUAAAGGAAGUUAUUAGUGUUGCCGCGAAUCAUGCUAAAUUUGCACAGCAAACAAUAGUGUUCAUGGAUGAGAUACAUAGAUUUAAUAAGACACAGCAGGAUGUUUUCUUGCCUCACGUCGAAUCGGGAACCAUCACUCUCAUUGGUGCUACGACAGAAAAUCCGUCAUUUAGUCUGAAUUCUGCAUUAUUAAGUCGAUGCAGAGUGAUUGUUUUACAUAAAUUGUCUGUUGCAAAUUUGGUAUCAAUUCUAAAACGCGCUGUAAUUUCAUUGGAAGGUAUAAUACACAUGUCGGAUAAAAGUACGUUGCAAAGUGAAGAAAGCACUUCGAAAGGAAACAAGAUCGACAUGCAGCCAUCCUAUAAUACAAAGUUUAUUAUAGAUGAACCAACGAUAGAGUGGUUGGCUGAAACUUGUGAUGGCGAUGCUCGAAUAGCUUUAGGAGGGCUAGAAAUGGCUGUGCGAUCUAAAGCACCGAAUGAAGAGGACCUACUGGACGUUGGACCAGCCAUAAUAACGUUGAAUGACGUUGAGGAGAGUUUAAAAAAGACGCACAUGUUAUAUGAUAAAAAGGGUGAUCAACAUUAUGAUACAAUUUCCGCGUUACACAAAUCAGUUAGAGCCAGUGAUGAAAAUGCUUCCCUUUAUUGGUUGACUAGAAUGAUCUCUGGCGGUGAAGACCCGGUUUAUAUCGCACGAAGAUUAGUGAGAAUGGCUAGCGAAGAUAUCGGCUUAGCUGAUCCGAAAGCUCUCGGAAUAGCAAUGCACACAAUGCACGGUUGCAAAAUGAUUGGGAUGCCGGAAUGCGAUGUUCUUUUGGCACAAUGUACAAUAUAUUUAGCGAGAGCUCCAAAGUCCAGAUUGAUGGAAGACGCACUUAGAGCUGCGCAAAAAGUUGUAGCCGAGCAUAAGGGCCCGCAACCAGGAGUGCCCUUACACCUAAGAAAUGCUCCUACAAGACUCAUGAAAGAUUUAGGAUAUAGUAAGGGAUAUAAUAUGAGAAACAAAGAUGAAUCUGGAUUGAGUUAUCUACCAGAGGGAUUGGAAGAUUUAAAUUUCUUAAGCGAUGACGAGGACGAUACAAUGUAAAAAUACUAUGAUAAU